AACCCCGGAUAGGGACGGCUGCCUCCGCCUCUGCCUCCUCUCCCCUCCUCGUGGGUUUUGUUCACACCCGCACGCAGGUUUCUCCAUCCCUCCUCCGCCUCCGUCUCGUCGGGCUCUCGCCGCGCGGCGCGGCCUACCUACCUACCUAUACCCCUCGUCCCGUGACCUCGUAAACCCCCCACCCCCACCACGGGGAAUUUGGGUUUUCCCCCAAACCCCCCCCCCUCUCUCUCUCUCUCUCUCUCUCUCUCUCUCUCUUUCCAUUUGCUGUGCCCGGAUCCCGCAUGGCCACCGGCGGCGGGGUCUAGGAGGAGGAGGAUGAUGGCGGGCGGUGGGGGUGGGGGAGGGGGAGGGACGCUGGCGGCGGCGAUGGCGAGGGCGGCGCCGGGGGCGGCGGCGAUCCCGGCGGGGGCGGUGGCGCGCGCGGAGGAGGCGGCGGGCGAGGUGGUGCGGCGGGUGCGGCCCACGGAGGCAUCCGAGCGGCGCCGCGCGGCGGUCGUCGGGUACGCGCGGAGGCUCGUCGGCACCGCGCUCGGCUGCGAGGUCUUUGCAUAUGGAUCAGUUCCAUUGAAGACUUACCUUCCUGAUGGGGACGUUGAUCUGACUGUACUCGGCAAUACAUCUUAUGGUAGUACUUUAAUUGAUGAUAUCUACCACAUCCUUCAGUCAGAAGAGCAGAAUUGUGAUGCUGAAUUUGAAGUAAAGGACUUGCAACUGAUCAAUGCUGAGGUCAGACUUAUUAAAUGCACUAUUGAAAAUAUUGUCGUUGACAUCUCAUUCAACCAAACUGGUGGAAUCUGCGCACUUUGCUUCCUUGAGCUGGUUGACCGUAAAGUUGGAAAAAAUCAUCUAGUCAAGAAUAGCAUUAUAUUAAUCAAGGCAUGGUGUUAUUAUGAAAGUCGUCUACUAGGAGCUCAUCAUGGACUGAUAUCAACUUACGCACUGGAAACUCUUAUUCUUUACAUAUUCAAUCUAUUCCACAAAUCUCUCCAUGGCCCUCUGGAGGUUUUAUAUAGGUUUCUGGAGUAUUUCAGCAAGUUUGACUGGGACAACUAUUGCAUAAGUUUAAAUGGCCCUGUUGCAUUAUCGUCUUUGCCAAAUCAAAUUGUCGAAGCAACAAAUACACCUGGCAGUGAUUUGCUGUUUGACAAAGAGUUCCUCAAUAACUCGGUGCAAAAAACAGAUUCUAAUGCAUGCAAUACUGAGUUCCGUUCAAAAUAUCUGAACAUAAUUGAUCCACUAAAGGAACACAACAAUCUUGGCAGAAGUGUGAACAAAGCCAGCUUUAAUCGUAUUCGGACUGCUUUUUCGUAUGGUGCUCAGAAGCUUGGUCAAGUUCUCUUGUUACAACCAGAACUUAUUCCUGAUGAAAUUUAUGGAUUUUUCAAGAAUACAUUGAAUAGGAUUGGAAGUGGAGUAAGGCCAGACAUUGGAGAUGAAAGCUAUAAUGAUGCAUUUCGUUGUGAGUCCUUCCUUGGUCCUGGCAAGGCAUUGUGGGAUGAGAUGUCGAGCAUGAAAAUUUCCUGCAAUAAUCAAGAUGAGAACAGAGGUCCUCACCAUCUUUCAAAGUGCUUAGUUAACAAUGACUCAUAUGCCACCUUGAAUGUGCCUACACAUUUUCAUGGAGAUCACAUGGUAGCAUCAAGUACUGAUUUGAGUCUAAAAUCGUCCUGUUUCAUCCAAGAGACACCAAAUCAGUAUCCUUUGUUUUACCUAGAAGAUGGCAAUGGUAGCAGCGAACAGUACUUGGACCAUGAAAUGGUGGAACAGGCAUCUUGUUGUACAGCUGAAACCUGCCAUGCGAAUGAAGAACCAUCAAUGCAUCCACAAGUUUAUCCAAACAAUACGUUACAUACAUUUUACUCAAGUUUGGCCAAUAAUUUGGAAUAUUCCAAAUCUGGUCAGUCAGACAUGACAAAUUCGAGUAUAAAUGUUGCCCAUGAGGAAAAACAAAAAUUUUCUCCCUCCCCAUUGAGCUUGGUGGAUCUAUCAGGUGAUCUAGAUUUGCAAUUGAGAUGCCUCCGCCAAGUUCAGUAUCACCUAGAAUACAUGUUUGAUGGUUUUUUGCAGUCUGUUCAAGAAGCAUCUUCUGACUGUAAGGUUGCAAGGGACUCGUUUGAAAUUCCAGCUGUUAACAUCACAUCGAAUUCUGAUGUGGUGCUGCCAGGUCUGUUAUCACCUUCAUCUACUGAAACUGAUGAGAGGAGAUUAUCUCCAGUUUCCUCUUCUCAUAGCACCGAAGAUUCUUCACAGCAGUCACAUGAUGAGAGCAACUGGGGUGCGUCUUGUCAGCAGAACUUUUUAUUAAUACCCUCUCAAACAAUUGCUCCAACCAAUGGACUGUCACCAUGUUCUUCUUAUGCUAAUUCAGAUAAUUCUGUUCAAUUGUAUGAUAGCUCAGAUGAUAUCUCCAAUAUGCAUGAAACAGAUCAACAUAUUCUCCAAAAGCACAUGGUAUCUUUAGGACAGAACAAGACACUAAUCAAUCGACAAGUGAGAGUUAAAAGCAAUCAAGCAUCAGUUCCAAAAGGAAAAUUUUCCAUUUGUAAGGAGCAAAUAACACAAGACACUGCAACCAAGGACAUAAAGUUAAGCCGGCAUUUGAGAGUCAAGGACAGUGAGCAUGAAUAUAUAAGCACUGCUAAGAAGAUUUCGAGCUAUAAUUGUGACACUUGCUUAGAAUGUGUCAAACCUGAAAGUGAAGCAAUGAUACCAAGGCAUUACAAGCAUGCCCGCUCAAGCAAGAACUCAUUUGAGCAUCGGAUUUAUGAUAUUGACAUGGGGUUUGCCCGAUCUGGUAGUUCACGGAAUCAAAUGCCAAAAUAUCAAUCACUGAAGAAUCAGGAUAUGUCAAGCUUAAAUGUCCAAAAAGAGCAUGAAAUUAACUGGCCCAGAAAACAAAUGCCAUCCGAGCUGUUGAAGCUCCAAAACAGUCUACGUGGCAGGGCUUGCUCAAACAAGAAAUUAGCUGCAAAACAAAUUAACAAUAAUCACAAAGAACAUCUAUCUUUUGUAAGGGAUCCAGAACAGAUGCCAUAUAAUCAGGUUAACUCAAACAAAGAGUUUGAGACUGUUGGCAAAUCCAGCCAAUUAUUGCCACGGGUACAGCUCUCUCUUCAUAACGACAGAAGCCUUACAGCAUCUACUUGUCAGUCCUCAUUCCCUGUGACAAAAGGAUCUACUCAAUUCAACGACUUGGAGAUGCCUUCACUAGAAAAUAUUGAGUUUGGAACUUUGGGGUCUUUUUCAUUGACACUUGUGUCACCAAAAUCGAAUAAGAAUCCCAACACACACUCAACCAGUAAGACAUGUGCCGAUGCUGCUGCAUUGGCAUUGCAAAGCCAUCCAACACAAAGCAGGUCACCAGGAUUCUACAAAGUUGGAGAUGAAGAUCACUUCCCACCUCUCCGUGCUGGGACUCGCUGAGACUUUCGGUACAUACACAGAUGAUACAGUUGAUCAUAGGUUUAGAGAACUAAAAGGUAAAGAGAAGAGCUAACAGGUUGAGCUUUUUUCAUAACCUCAGGAGAGCGCAAAUGCGAGGAUUCUAAUAGCAUAUAUAUUCGUCCAUGUAAAGUUCUGUCGAUCUCUUGUCCUCCUCAAUUGUCUAUAGUUAGGCCAAGAAGGCUAAUGGGUAGCAACUAAUUAUACCAUUGUAGUUCUUUUACCUUAAGUUUAACUUGAAAGAAGAAAAAAUCGGGGGAAUAUGUUAGCUUAAUCUUAAGCAUUCUCUUGUUGCUCUA
Oryza sativa Japonica Group (Japanese rice) is the source of this 3743-nucleotide messenger RNA. RefSeq lists its product as uncharacterized. NCBI's taxonomy places the organism in Eukaryota, Viridiplantae, Streptophyta, Magnoliopsida, Poales, Poaceae. The record is from RefSeq and is a predicted model, not a curated record.